AUGGCGGAUAAAUGGGAAAGAAUAAACGAAGAAAAAAGCUCGGGAAAGGUUCAUUUAAGAAUUAAGGAUGAACCAAUGGAUACAGAUUUUCCUGAAGAAGACGAGGAGCCUCCUGCUUUUGGCCCCGCUGCUCUCGGACUUCAUAGAGUUGGUACUAAAUUGCCGCCAAAACCAGCACCUAGUGAACCAGUUCAGAAGCUAAAUGCUAGAGGUAUGCCUGCUCGAAUUAGAAAAAAAAAUAGAUUUAUAUUCGUUGAUGAUUUUGUAAAUAGUUCACCUCCACGGCAGUCGCCAAAACGAACUCCAAAGAUAUUGACAAAGUCUCCAAUAAAACAGCAAAGUGGAAAAAAACAAAAAUCACCAUCAAAAACUCCUAAAACUAACGAAAAAUAUGAAGAAAGAGAAGAAAAACAAUCACCAGAUAGAAAAAGUGGUCAGCGGAUUGGUAUGAGACUAAGAAAUCUCUUAAAAUUACCUAAAGCACAUAAAUGGGUAUGUUUUGAAUAUUUCUACAGUAAUAUAGACAAAGCUCUAUUUGACGGAGAAAAUGAUUUUAUGAUUUGCCUUAAAGAGUCAUUUCCACAAUUGGCCAAUAAAAAGUUAACCCAAGUUCAGUGGGCAAAAAUAAGAAGAAUGAUGGGUAAGCCCCGUAGAUGUUCUCAAGCAUUUUUUGCAGAAGAGCGGAAAGAAUUAGAAAGAAAAAGAAAAUUAAUUAGGUAUAUUCAACAAAGGAAAACCGCUGAUAUUUGUGUAAAAGACUUGCCAAAUGAAAUUCCUAUGCAACUUGUUGUUGGAACUAAAGUCACUGCAAGGCUGCGAAAACCCCAAGAUGGUUUAUUUACAGGAUGUAUUGAUGCUGUAGAUACAUCAAAUAACACAUACAGAAUUACUUUUGAAAGGCCAAAGCUUGGAACACAUUCUGUUCCAGAUUACGAAGUGCUCUCUAAUGAGCCACCUGAUACAAUUUGUCUGUCUAGUAUCACACAAAAAUUUAGGCCUAGAUAUGUAAUGGAAGAAAUAUUUAAUCUUUACCAACCUUCUUUGCCUAAUAAAAGUAACAGUCAAGGUGACCCUAUGAUAGGAUGUAGUGAUUUAGCCAAACAUUUUGAUUCAAACAAAGGAGGCUAUCCUUUUCCAUUACUAGAGCUAAUAGUAAAAUUGACUAAGGUUUUGCAAGCAAAGAGAAGUAAAAUAAAUAGGCUAAAGGAAUACAACUGUGAAGCUGAGAAAAGAAAAUCUUUUGGGCAAAGAAUGCCUGAAGAUUUUGAAAGAAAGUAUGCUGCGGUAGUGAUUGAUCUUGAAAGAAUGAAUAUGGACUUACAAGAAUAUAUAAAUGAAAUACAAAUGUAUUGUCAGCAGAUAGCUCCAGGUCCAAGCCUGGCUGCUAUGUUAGCGCCUUCUCAUCUGCGGGAAAAAUGCAGAGAAGAAGCAGCUGUAUUAGUAGAAAAAAAUAAUAAUGGAUCUAUUAAGGAAUCAAAUGUUAUAGAUCUUGUAACAGACUUAACUGCUUUAAUGUUGCAAGUUAAAAGUCUCUCAGACUCUGACCAAAAUGCUUAUGAGCUAAGUGUAUUGCAAGGAACUAUGGACCAAAUAAAGUUAAAACUAGACCCUCAAUAUCAACGACUGUUUCAAAAUAAUGUGGAACUUCAUAUGCAAAAAAUUCAAAUGGGUCUUGGUCAAAUGGUAUCAAGUAGUUGUGUGGCUGGCACA
This is a messenger RNA of Brenthis ino (lesser marbled fritillary), 1710 nucleotides long. The record is from the annotation of a GenBank genome assembly. Lineage: Eukaryota; Metazoa; Arthropoda; Insecta; Lepidoptera; Nymphalidae.